Molecule: messenger RNA, 9649 nt
Organism: Helobdella robusta
Lineage: Eukaryota; Metazoa; Annelida; Clitellata; Rhynchobdellida; Glossiphoniidae
Exons: 20
Coding region: 206-9649 (3147 amino acids)
Source: RefSeq, a predicted model, not a curated record
UCAGCUAUAUUCAUUCUAUUCGUGAUUGAAUAUAUCAAGUGACGACAAAAAUAAAAUCAUCCACCACGAUUUGAAAUAAUAUUAAUGUAGCAUUUUGAUGAAGCACGAAUUUAUGGCUGGUCCAACCACACGAAAGCAACAGAUUGAUAAAUAUUUCAAAUUUUAAAUAUUCGAUAAAAUAGUAAAAUAACAAAAUAUACAUGUCAUGCUACAUUGUCAGGUUCAAGAGCAUUUUGGCGCUGGGAUCGCUUUAUUUGUUUGGACAUUCUUAUCUACCACAACCGCCCAACUGACAGUUUUACAGCCUGAAUCAGUAAAAUACGAUACUGGCUUGAUAUUCAAUGCCCAAAAUGACAAAAAUUAUUUUGGAAACAACGUAACAGUAAGAACCGCAGAUCUUCCUUCCGUAGCAAAAAGAUCAUGGGUUGAUAUGGAAACAAUUUUGCCAACGGGUAAAAUAAUUCGUUUUUUUCUCUUUAUUUCGAACCAAACUGAAAAUGUGCAACCGGAGGAUAAAAGGAUUCGCCUUCAGAUAUGGAGACCAUCUGAAAUGAAUAUUCCUCAACUGAUUCUAGUCUGGCAACAAUUAGUAGAAGUGUCUCCUAGACUUAGAACUGGAGCAUUUUAUACAUUUAAACUGAACAACUCAUUCACAACUGUAGCUGGUGAUAGAAUUGGUUGGACAUGUGAAGGAAACUAUGGCUUAAUAACUUUUGAAUAUGCGCCUCAUAAAACAUAUUUCGUUAUUAUCAAUGAUACACGGCCUUUUCCUGAAAUAAAUUCAACAGUUAACUUUGUUGCGAUACCUCUUCCAUCUGUGUUUUCUAUCGCGGUUGAAAUGGAUUUGAAUUUGGUUGGCCCACCUGGUUUACCAGGUUCAACGGGAGACGUUGGAGCUACAGGAAUAUCUGGACCAAUAGGACCACCCGGACAAAGUGGAAAUCGUGGUCCAUCUGGAGCUCCAGGCCCUUCUUCUAAAGGAAGCACUGGUAAUACCGGUCCUACAGGAUUACUUGGUCCAGCAGGUCCACCAGGCAUGAACGGGUUACCUGGUUUAAAAGGUAAUCCUGGAGAACCAGGAACAGUUGGUUUGCCAGGAUUAAUUGGAUUUUCAGGAGCAACAGGAGAUAAAGGCCCUCAGGGUAUUCCUGGUAAUAUCGGAAAUACUGGACCUCCAGGUAAUCCUGCUACUGGUGGAGGAAUUGGAGAUACUGGCGCCACUGGACUACCUGGUCCGAAUGGUUCUCCUGGGUCACCUGGAGCUACAGGCAAUAGUGGUUUUUCGGGUAACACGGGAUUAAAUGGAGUUCCAGGGGCAAUAGGUGGAACAGGAUCGUCAGGUGCACCAGGAUUGUUUGGAAACACAGGAAACAGUGGUUUUCUCGGUGCAGUAGGGGCGACUGGAAAUCAAGGCCCAAAAGGUUUGCAAGGAACAUUUGGUGCAACGGGAUUGAAAGGAUUCACUGGCCCUACUGGUGAUCCUGGUUUGCCUGGUUCGUCAGCGACUGGAACCGUAGGAGAAAAUAAACCGGGUGAUACAGGCUGGACUGGCAUCACUGGAGUUUCCGGACUACCUGGACCUACUGGUGCAACAGGUAGCACUGGUCCGGUUGGACAACCAGGAGGUUCUGGAAAUAUUGGUCCUAGUGGCCAAACUGGCAUAAAAGGUUUUACUGGGUUUACUGGGUUUACAGGAUUUACCGGAUUUACUGGUAAUACUGGGACAAUUGGUAAUACAGGGAGUGAUGGAAGUUUAGGUUCAAAAGGAACUCCAGGAGCAACAGGACCUCAAGGUGCUCAAGGUCCACCUGGUAAUGGUGGUUCAGGUUCUUUGGGGUAUACUGGAUGGACUGGAUCUUCUGGGGGCACAGGUGACACUGGAACUUUAGGAAGUAAUGGACCAACUGGUGCCACAGGUUUCACGGGUAGCAUGGGUUCAGUUGGAGUUCCCGGAGCAACGGGUUUAACAGGUCAAACAGGGGUGCAAGGAAUUUUAGGAAAUACUGGUUACACUGGGUUUACGGGGAAUAGUGGAAAUCCAGGCAAACAGGGUUUUACGGGAAACACGGGUUUUAUUGGACAAUCUGGUAAUACAGGAGGAACAGGUUUUACAGGAUCUGUUGGACUUCCUGGUAAUCCAGGAUUAAAUGGAAUACCUGGUAUUAAAGGAUCAACAGGUGACCCAGGAAACACUGGAACACCUGGAACUCCAGGUUUGUCCGGUUCCGUAGGAGCUACAGGAGCUACUGGAAUCUCAGGAUCAAUUGGUAAUACAGGGCCACCUGGACAACAAGGACAGCAAGGAAGUAUUGGAAGAACAGGUUCAAACGGCAUUCAGGGUACAUUGGGAAAAACAGGUGUUCCGGGAGCAACAGGAUUAACCGGUAAAACUGGAGCUACGGGAGAUCUUGGAAUAACAGGUAAAACAGGUGCUACAGGUGAUACAGGAAAUGUUGGUUAUACAGGUUUUACUGGUUCAAGAGGUCAACCAGGUAUCACUGGUAGUACUGGUAAUAUAGGACCACAAGGAAACCCAGGGCCAACAGGUGGAACAGGGUUUAAAGGAACUUUGGGAGGCACAGGUUAUUCUGGUUAUCCUGGACCAAACGGUCAACAGGGCAUUACUGGUUUUUCAGGACAACCUGGAGAUCCUGGCUCUACUGGAUUUACUGGCGCUACUGGCGUUUUAGGACUGCCAGGAUUAAACGGAGGAGUAGGGUCAACGGGGUCUAUUGGAGCUACUGGUUUAAAAGGCGCAUCAGGCAUGCCAGGGCCUGUGGGUCCAACAGGAGCAAUAGGUGCAUCAGGUUCAGUUGGCAGAACUGGUUUACCUGGAGAUCAAGGUUUAAGUGGAAAAACAGGUGUCCAAGGUGCAACUGGAUUAGCUGGUAAAACUGGAGUUAUAGGAAUUACGGGUUCCACUGGAUUUACUGGUUCAUCUGGAUCUACAGGAUUUUCUGGAUCAACUGGAUUAAUUGGAGAAGUAGGAGCAACUGGUUUACAAGGACCUCCAGGACAAGAUGGUCAAACAGGUCCCACUGGAAAUCCGGGAAUUAAUGGAGCUCAAGGAACUCAAGGUUUACGUGGGCCAGCAGGUAAUCCAGGUGCAAUUGGACAAACAGGACAACCAGGUUUAUCCGGAAAUACUGGUUUUACAGGAAUCACAGGUAACACAGGUCGUCAAGGUGAACAAGGUUAUACAGGUAGCCCAGGACAAAUUGGAUCAACGGGUGCAAGUGGUUCAACUGGUAAUACUGGAUAUACGGGUGCUACUGGUUUUUCUGGGUUUACAGGCAGCCAAGGAGGCGUUGGAUCUACAGGCUCAUUUGGUCAACAGGGUCAACAAGGUCAACAAGGUUCUGCAGGACAAACUGGUCAGUCAGGUUUACAAGGAACAACAGGGUUUUCUGGUCCUCAAGGGUUUCCUGGUUUUCAAGGCCCUGUAGGAACUCAAGGUUUUCAAGGUGCUACAGGAUUUACUGGAAAUACAGGAAGUUCUGGCUUACAAGGUUCAACUGGUCUAGUUGGAAAUACUGGAUUGGUUGGGGCUCCAGGUUUAAGUGGGGCCACUGGUUCACAAGGUAUAAGUGGACCUGUUGGACAAAUUGGAAAUUCUGGAUCAGUUGGAGCUACAGGUUUUUCAGGAUCAACAGGAUUGCAGGGAUCAACAGGAACUAGUGGAUCUAUAGGUACUCAAGGAGCAACAGGAUUACAAGGAGCAACAGGAUUGGAUGGUCAAAUUGGUUCAUUGGGUCCCCAAGGUAACCCAGGAAUAAAGGGUCCUUCUGGAAACACAGGUACAAAAGGACCAAGUGGCAUGACAGGAGUUGUUGGAAUAAGUGGAGGCCAAGGAGAUACAGGGUUUACUGGGUUCCAGGGUUUACAAGGUUUUACUGGUUUACCGGGCAGAAUUGGAGAUCCAGGUCAGCCUGGUUAUACAGGCUCAACAGGAUUUAUAGGAAACACUGGUAUUACUGGUCCAGUUGGUCUACCUGGUAAUCCUGGAACUCAAGGACAAACUGGUUCUUCCGGCCAGCAAGGUUUAGCUGGACUACCAGGUGCAAGUGGAUUACCUGGUCCUAUUGGACUACCUGGUCCUAUUGGACCUCAGGGUUCUAUUGGCACUCCUGGAUUUCCAGGACCUAAUGGAAACAAUGGCGUGCCUGGAUUACCAGGAUUUUCAGGUGCCACUGGUCCACUGGGAAUUGUUGGAAGAACAGGAGUUCCAGGAUUUACGGGGCCGCUUGGAAAUACUGGAUCAAUAGGUUCUACUGGACCAACAGGAAGAACUGGAGUCAAAGGGUCUAUUGGAGCUCCUGGUUUUUCAGGCAAUCCUGGAGCUCCGGGUUUAACAGGCGACACUGGCAACGCCGGAGCACAAGGAGUUCCUGGUGCAACUGGUAUUUCUGGAAGCAGUGGAGCAACUGGAUUUUCUGGUGCAAUCGGCUCACCUGGAGGAACUGGUUAUUCUGGUCCAAGAGGAAUAAAAGGUGAUACCGGAAGAAUUGGUGACACAGGAAAUUUCGGUCCAAUAGGUAAUCCGGGAAUAACUGGAAAUCAAGGUUUGCCAGGAUUUCCUGGACUUCAGGGAGAUACAGGUAUAAGUGGUUCGACCGGUCAAGUGGGUUUCCCAGGAAAUCCUGGAGUUCAAGGUAUAACUGGUGCUUCUGGAAAUCCAGGUAAUCAAGGAUAUACUGGUGCAACUGGCUUUACAGGAACCCCAGGUCAAACUGGUGCACAAGGCGCCACCGGAUCAAGUGGAUCCACUGGUCAACAAGGGUUUUCUGGAAGUAUUGGAUAUACCGGAAACACUGGACCCAUAGGAAUUGUCGGAUCACCUGGCGCGACUGGUAACACAGGUAGUUCAGGAUCACCUGGGUUUGUAGGUAGCACUGGAGUAACAGGUGUUUUUGGUUUGCAAGGAGCUACUGGUGGCACUGGUGCUACUGGUUUAAAAGGUUCUUCUGGAUUUGGAGGAAACAAUGGUUUGCCAGGAUUUUCAGGUUCGUCAGGUCAAACUGGAAUUCAAGGUUGGACGGGGAACACAGGAUCAACAGGACAGCCGGGAAUGACAGGUUCUAUUGGAAGUCUUGGAAGAACAGGUGUGCAGGGACAAACUGGUGAUUCAGGGCCAGCGGGUAACACUGGCCCGACAGGUCUUACGGGAAGGACUGGUGUAUCUGGAUUUCCUGGAUUUCCAGGCGCUACUGGAUUCACGGGAAACUCAGGAAAUUUUGGUAACACUGGAUUUACUGGUAGCACAGGUGCAACAGGAAAUAAUGGUUUACAAGGAAGUAGCGGUUUUUCUGGUUUAUCUGGAUUCACCGGUCAAAUAGGUCCUUUUGGUCAGCCAGGCUUUACGGGAAUUACAGGUUCUACAGGUUUUUCUGGUACAAGAGGUAUGACUGGUCAAACGGGUGCUACGGGGCCAAAUGGCAUUAACGGUCAGCAAGGAUUUACGGGAGACACCGGUUUUUCAGGCCCCCAAGGACCUAUCGGGGGGACUGGAAUGUCAGGUUUUCCUGGAGUUCCUGGUCCGGUAGGAUCAACUGGGUUGGCUGGUAAUCAAGGUUUUACUGGUGCAACUGGUAUAACAGGAAAUAUUGGUACGAUGGGCUUUUCAGGACAACCAGGAAACAUUGGAUUUACCGGCGCAACAGGUGCCACUGGUGUGGUUGGACCUAAUGGAAACCCUGGAUUUGAUGGCAGCAGUGGAGCCACUGGAAGAACAGGUAGUCCGGGUCCUAAUGGUUCACCUGGAAUGACAGGAAGUGUUGGUGAUUCUGGAUUUUCUGGGUUUCCUGGGUAUCCAGGCCCACAAGGUUCUACUGGAUUACCCGGACCAGCAGGAAACGCAGGAGUAGCAGGUUCAACGGGUCAAAUAGGUCCUACAGGUUCAGCCGGUUUGACUGGUUUCACUGGUUGGACUGGAUCACCAGGACGUACAGGAGUAAAUGGUUUUACAGGUUUCACUGGUGCAAGUGGGUUAACGGGAUCUCCUGGCCCCACUGGACGGACAGGAAUAUUAGGCCCAGUAGGAAAUACAGGAGAAACCGGUUUUAGUGGACAACAAGGAAAUAUUGGUGCACCAGGAAUAAUCGGUGCUACUGGUUCUAGUGGAAAUAAAGGGCAACAAGGACAACCUGGAUUAUCAGGUAAUACAGGUAACCAAGGAUUGCCUGGAAAUACUGGCUCAAGUGGUAGCAUAGGAAAUACUGGAAAUCCCGGUAAUCCAGGAUUUUCUGGUUUUCAAGGAAGUUCAGGUUUAAUGGGUCAAACUGGAUCAGUUGGAGCAACUGGGGCGAUUGGAGCCACAGGUGCUCUAGGAAGUGGAGGAGUUUCUGGAUCAAUUGGCGAUACUGGAUCUACCGGUCAAAUCGGCUAUACAGGCCAAACUGGUUCCAUAGGCCAGCCCGGUCAGCAGGGAUUCACUGGUCCACCAGGGAUUUCAGGCUUUCCUGGUGCGGGAGGAACUCAAGGAACUUCUGGGUUUUUAGGUCCUACAGGUUUACAGGGUGAAAAAGGACAACAAGGCAACACUGGAUAUAUUGGUUUUUCUGGUCAGACUGGAAAUCCUGGUCAAACAGGUGCAACAGGACAACCUGGAUUUAAUGGAGCACCUGGAGCUAUAGGUGGAACAGGUUUUACCGGAAAUACUGGUAAUACUGGUUUUACCGGUGGAACUGGUGCAACUGGAAUUAGUGGAAGUCAAGGACUCCAGGGAGCACAAGGAUACACGGGACCAACUGGCCAACAGGGCGCUACUGGGCAGUCAGGCUUCAUAGGAUCGACCGGAUUCACAGGAUCAUCUGGGGUUCCUGGUUCUUUUGGUGCAACUGGUGAAGGAGGGAGACCAGGAAAUUCUGGACCAAUUGGUUUUCCUGGUUCCACUGGACAACCGGGAUUUACUGGUUUUACUGGGGCAACUGGUAUGAACGGUAUUAUGGGAAUGCCUGGUUAUACCGGAAACACUGGUACACCAGGAGCGACUGGUUUUACUGGUCUUCCUGGCAAUGCAGGCCAAGCUGGCGGAACUGGUUCAACAGGCUUUACCGGUGGGACUGGAUUUACGGGACUGCAAGGUCAGCCAGGAUCAAGCGGAACUAUUGGGCCAACUGGUCCAGUUGGUUCAACAGGAGCACAAGGCGCUACUGGCGUUUUUGGUGCCACAGGUUCUCCCGGAUCAACUGGAUCAGUUGGAAAUACAGGACAAAUAGGAUCUCCUGGACAACAAGGAUCUACUGGCUUGUCAGGAAUACCUGGACAGUUAGGGCCUGUUGGUCCCAGUGGCUCACAAGGUUUCACAGGUGACACUGGAGGAUCAGGUUCUCAAGGAUCGACUGGAUUACAAGGUUUUUCAGGAGCCAUAGGACCACUAGGCUUACCUGGUUCUACUGGCCUGACUGGAAUACUUGGAACAACUGGUGGAACCGGACAACAAGGUCAACCAGGUCAAAUUGGUCUGCCGGGUUUAAAUGGAAUGACAGGGGCUACUGGUAUACAAGGAAAUACAGGAGGUACUGGCUUUAGCGGAGUUCAAGGUGCACAAGGUACACCUGGACAAACGGGAUACACGGGAUUUUCUGGGAACCAGGGUUCCACCGGUAUUCAAGGAAUUCAAGGUCAGCCGGGUCAGUCAGGUUUUGUUGGCCCAUUGGGACCAGUUGGUUACACAGGUGCAACUGGUGUUGUAGGUAUAACCGGAUAUACAGGAGUAACCGGUCAGCAAGGAACUCAAGGUCCUGCUGGUUUACCUGGAUCAAAAGGUGGACAAGGAAGUACUGGAACUACCGGUCAACCCGGAGCAACAGGUUUUACCGGUUUCAAAGGAAUGGAUGGUUCAACUGGACAAAUAGGAAAUUCAGGACAACCAGGCUUACCUGGUGAACAAGGAUCUAUUGGUCAACAAGGUCCAACCGGAGAUCAAGGUGUGCAAGGUAACACGGGUUUACCUGGAAAAACAGGCGAGCCAGGAUUCCCUGGUACUAAUGGUUAUACUGGGGCCACAGGAUUACAAGGCUCUACCGGAUCUGCAGGAUAUACGGGUUCAUCUGGCCAAACAGGAAAUUCUGGAUUUACAGGAGCGUCUGGUGCUACUGGUUCAACCGGAACUCAAGGGUUUGCUGGCUAUACUGGAGCAAGUGGCACAAAAGGAGCUACUGGACCAACUGGAUCAACUGGUCAACCAGGAUUUACUGGUUUUCCAGGAUUUUCUGGAUCUCCAGGAUCUGUUGGAAACACCGGUUCUAGCGGAAAUCCCGGGUUUAUAGGAGGUACAGGUUCCUCAGGUGCAUCUGGUCAAAUUGGCCAACCAGGUGACACGGGUUUUGCCGGCCAACCAGGUGUCAAUGGAGUAACUGGUUUUUUUGGCUCUACAGGUCAAACAGGUGUUCCAGGUUUUACCGGUUUUACAGGUCUCCAAGGUCCUCAAGGACAAACAGGACAGAUAGGACUUAUGGGGCAAACAGGAUUACAAGGAGCAACUGGUUUUUCUGGAUCUCAAGGUUCUACUGGUUUAAAAGGUUUUACUGGUCCAAAUGGAUUUAUUGGUCAAUCUGGACAGCCAGGAAUAACUGGUCCGAUUGGUUCUCCCGGUGGUAUAGGGACUAAAGGUAUUCAAGGAACUACUGGGCAAACCGGCCCUUAUGGGGCAACAGGUGACACAGGCUCUACUGGUUUAACAGGUGUUCCAGGAAGAAAUGGAGACCCAGGUUUAAUAGGAUUUACGGGACAAACUGGACAAAAUGGAAAAAUUGGUGCCACAGGUGCAACUGGGUUUUCUGGAAUAACUGGUCAAAUGGGUCAACCUGGAUUUCAAGGAGCAACAGGUAAUAAAGGUUCGCCCGGACAGAUAGGGGGAACGGGAGUGAUUGGUGAUAGUGGUUCAACAGGUUUCACAGGUGCAACUGGAGAUAUUGGAUUUACUGGACCAAAUGGAUUUUUAGGUCAAUCGGGUCAAACAGGGUCAUCAGGAAGUACUGGAUUUACAGGACUUGUUGGAGAUUCUGGACAACCUGGUUUUUCAGGAAAUAUUGGGCCAAGUGGCCCAAUUGGGUUGCCUGGAUCUAAUGGGGCUACUGGUUUCACAGGCUCAACUGGAUACACUGGACAAUCAGGUUUUAUUGGUUUCACAGGAGGAACAGGUAUACAAGGACCUAAUGGUUUACCUGGAAAUACAGGAUUAUUUGGGUUACCAGGAGAUACAGGCCAGCCAGGUGUUCAAGGUCCAGCUGGAAACACAGGGCCUAUAGGCUCACCUGGCCCAAAUGGCUUUAAUGGAAAUGUGGGAAUUGGUGGAGUUCCAGGAAAUACAGGUGCCACUGGUGCAACCGGAGCUACUGGAGCAAUGGGAAAUCUAGGUUCUCAAGGAAGCCCCGGUUUUACCGGCUUUACUGGCUUAAAUGGUUUACCUGGUGUUCAAGGUUCUACAGGUGGUACAGGAUAUUCUGGUAAUACUGGUGCUACUGGUGUUAUUGGACCGGUAGGAUUUGUUGGUGCUACAGGUGGUUCUGGAAACCCUGGUUUGCCGGGUUCAACGGGAAAGCAAGGAGUUACUGGCAGUACUGGAUCUAGUGGAGCCACGGGAGCUCCUGGACCUUUCGGUUAUUACAAUUUUUUCUAUACUUUUUUUGAGAUUUUUUAUUUAUAA